GCAUCCUUCUAUUAAUGCGUUCCCCUGCCCCUAUACUACACUAUAGUAUACCCCUUCUCCCCACAAUUAUUAUUUGCACAUUGCAAACAAAUUAAUCAGUGCAUACUUAUAGAGAGAGAAAGAGUGAUAUUAUUAAGAGAGUGAAAAAAGCUCAUCAUGGAGGUUGUUGGCAUGAAGAAGGAGAAUAUGAGGUUUGAGGAAACUGAGUUGAGACUUGGGAUUGGAUUGCCUAGAAAUGGAUCAGCUACUGAAGAAUUAGUUGUAAGGAAGAGAGGUUUUUCUGAGACUGAAACUCAAGAUCAUACUAUGGAUUUGAUGCUUAAUCUUUCCACUAAUAAGGAACCUACUUCUGAGGUAGAUCCAAUUGAUAACACCAAGAUUUUGCAAAAGGAGAACACCCUUUUGCCUGCAGAUCCAGCCAAACCUCCUGCAAAGGCGCAAGUGGUGGGUUGGCCACCUGUGCGGUCGUACCGGAAGAACAUGUUAGCAAUGCAAAAGAGUAGUAAUGAUGUUGUUGGAGAGGAAAAUAAUGCAAUUAGCUUUGUGAAAGUUAGCAUGGAUGGAGCACCUUACCUUCGCAAAGUGGACUUGAAGAUCUACAAUAGUUACUCUCAACUUUCUGAUUCCUUAGGCAAAAUGUUCAGCUCCUUCACCAUUGGCAACUGUGAAUCUCAAGGAAUGAAGGAUUUCAUGAAUGAGAGCAAGCUGAUGGAUCUUUUGAACAACUCUGAUUAUGUCCCAACCUAUGAAGACAAGGAUGGUGACUGGAUGGUUGUUGGUGAUGUACCAUGGGAGAUGUUUGUUGAAUCAUGCAAGCGUUUGCGUAUCAUGAAAGGAAAGGAGGCUAUUGGUAUUGCACCAAGAGCCAUGGAGAAAUGCAAGAACAGGAGCUACUAGCUAGCCGCAAUACGAUCGAAUCCUUAAUUUGUCAUAUUGUGGUUUGGCUUAGUAACUAAAGCAAAGAUACUUAAGAUGCAGCAGCCACGAAUUAAUGGACAUAACAAUGUGUUCUAUUAUAGUUAAUUUUGUGUAUUGUUAUGGUUUUAUUAUAUUUAUAUUUAUUUAUAAUGUUUGAUACAAAAAUACAAUGAGAGUCUGUAGUACUAAUUAGUAUGAACAGAAACAAUAAACGACUCUAAAUUAUGUUGUUAGGCUUGGCUUUUUUAUAUAUCUUUGCUUUACCGUGUUUGCUUGCUUAAUUAAUAUUAAUUAAGGACAUAUGUUUUGUCUA
Messenger RNA from Cicer arietinum (chickpea), 1231 nucleotides. Its product is annotated as auxin-induced protein AUX28-like. NCBI's taxonomy places the organism in Eukaryota, Viridiplantae, Streptophyta, Magnoliopsida, Fabales, Fabaceae. Gene Ontology annotation, biological process: regulation of DNA-templated transcription. Gene Ontology annotation, cellular component: nucleus. The record is from RefSeq and is a predicted model, not a curated record.